Physella acuta is the source of this 3200-nucleotide messenger RNA. RefSeq names its product zinc transporter Slc39a7. Gene Ontology annotation, biological process: intracellular zinc ion homeostasis; zinc ion transmembrane transport. Gene Ontology annotation, molecular function: zinc ion transmembrane transporter activity. Gene Ontology annotation, cellular component: membrane. The record is from RefSeq and is a predicted model, not a curated record. Lineage: Eukaryota; Metazoa; Mollusca; Gastropoda; Physidae.
GUAAACUAUUGUACAGAGUAGCAACAUGGCGGCGUCCACACGAACCGUGUUUACAAACAGAAUUCCAUCGUUAUGUCUUCUUGCAUUUCUUCUCGGCGCUUUUAUAUUUCAUGCUGGCAGUAGCCACGGCCAUAACCACGGGCACGCGCAUGAUCAUGGACAUGCACACGAUCACGAUGAUCCUAAAGAACCACCAUCCUUUAAGUACAGCAAAGAGGCCAACGCAAAUGCUCAAGUAAAAAAACAAGAUCACGGACAUGCACACUCUCAUGAUGACCAUGGACAUGGACACGGUCAUUCACACGAACAUCACGGUCAUUCUCAUGAUCACCAUGGACAUUCCCAUGAGCCUCAUGGCCACAGCCAUGAAGCUGAACAUCACGGACACGCACAUAGUGAACCUGAACUUAACGCUAAAAAAAAGGUAGUAAAAGAACACAGUGGGCAUUCUCACAAUGAAAACAAUGUCAAAAAAGAAAAUACUGCUUCAAAAUAUGGGCCACCAUCUGGUUUGUGGAUUAAAGCUCUCGGUGCCACUGCUUUAAUCAGCGCUGCCCCUGUUCUUAUCUUAGUAUUCAUCCCUUUGGAAAAUGCUGAUCAACAUCAACAGUUGCUUAAAGUUUUAUUAAGUUUUGCAUCAGGUGGCCUUCUUGGGGAUGCUUUUCUACACUUAAUUCCCCAUGCGAUUUCGCCUCAUUCUCAUUCUUCAGAAGAUGGUGACCAUGGCCAUUCGCAUGGGCAUUCACAUGAACAUUCACAUGGGCAUGAUAUGAGAGUAGGCUUAUGGGUACUAACUGGUAUAAUAGCAUUUCUUAUUGUUGAAAAAUUUGUUCGAUUUGUAAAAGGUGAACAUGGCCAUGGUCACUCCCAUGGGGCACCUAAAUCUGCUACUGAAAAAAAAGCUGGUAAACCAUUACCUAAAGGAAAAAAGAAAGACAGUGAUGAUGAAGACAAUAAAGGAGAUGGAAACGUAAUAAAAGCUGUUCCAGCUCAUGGGUCUGACAUUAAAGUGGCUGGUUACCUCAAUUUAGCAGCCGACUUUGCCCACAACUUUACUGAUGGUCUUGCCAUUGGAGCAUCAUUUCUAGCAGGACAAAGUGUUGGUAUUAUUACAACAGUCACUAUAUUUCUACAUGAAAUUCCUCAUGAGAUUGGAGAUUUUGCAAUUCUGAUCCAGUCAGGAUGCUCAAAGAAAAAAGCGAUGAUGUUACAGUUUUCAACUGCGAUUGGAGCUAUGGUGGGAACACUUUGCAGUUUGUUCAUGGAAGGAAUAGGAGAAGCAGCCACUGCCUGGAUUUUGCCUUUCACUGCUGGGGGUUUUAUCUACAUAGCCACAGUUUCUGUCAUCCCAGAGCUGCUUGAGGAUACUAAGAUUGUCCAAAGUAUAAAAGAGGUAGCUGCUUUGUUGGUUGGAGUGUACAUGAUGGUUCUAAUAGCACAGUAUGAAUAACUUUACAAAAGUAAUAUGGUUUUUAGGGAGUGCCGUUAUGAGAUAAGAUUUGUUUGAAUGAGUUUUAUCAUGAUGUAUGAUCAUAAAUUGUAUGAUGCUUUAGAGUGAAGAGUUACAGAGAAGUUUGGGCAUAUUUUAUGUUCAUGAACAACUUAUUAACUACUGUUACUGUUACAAAAGAAAAAUAGUUUCACUAUGAUCGACCUCAAAAUUUUGUUUUCGUGUAUAGAGUUCCAACAUUGCUAAUGUGUUCAUCAGGCACAUUGAUAUUUUAUCAGAACUAUUUCACCAGUUUACAUAAAACUACAUACAUUAUCUAUAUAAUUUAUAUUUUUUUUGCGUUGUUUUUUACAAUACACUUUGGAGGAAAAAAUUCAGUAUUUCUUAUAGCAUUUAUGUAUUUUGAAAGAACUGUUAAAUAUUUGUAAAUGAGUUAAUUAUUAGAAGAUUAUCAAAAUAAACAUUUAAUAAAACAUUCAGCUAAAUAGUUUUAACAGGUUCUUAAACUGUUAUUUUUACAUGUCAAUUACAUUUUUGUAGCCACAUUUAAAAGUUGCAACAUAAUAUGUAAGGCAUUUUAAAUGUAUUAUUUCAAAUUCUUUUAAAAUAUACUUUUCAGGUAAUUCAUUGUAAUACCCAUACUAUUACUAAGUUAAUAUAAAAAUAAUACAAUUUUUUAAGCCUUUGCACCAAUUAAAAAACCCAUUGCAUUUUAAUCAUUCCAUUAUCCCCCAAUCUCUAUAUAUCAACUUUAUUUGAACCCAACUGUAAUUAAAGUGAUGAAUGAAAGUAAUUUUUUUAGCCUUUUUAUUUAAGUCACCAAACUGCUUACUGUAUUUACUGACACUUAAAUGUAAUCUCAAUAGUAUUUUAAUAGGAUUAUUUCAAAUUUGUACAGUUAUAAUUUUUGUUGUUUCAAGGUGAUGGUCAAAAUGAUUUUGUGGAGUAAAUUUAGAAAAUCGUCUAUGUAGUGGGAAGGACUGUAAAUUAAUUUAUGGAAGUGUGUGUGCGAAUUGUUAUAUUUCACUCAGCAUGUUGCUAACUUGUGCUAAUGAGUUAAUGAGCAUGGAAACAAAGCUGCUUUGUAUUCUUAGUUUCAUUAUGAUUUUAACUGGAUUUGGGUGACUCUCUUUUUACUAAUUAAAUAACUUUUUAAAAAAUGUAAUUAAUAAUUACAAAAAUUUAUAAAGACAGUUAAUUGAAGCUGUCUCUAAUAUUUUGCCCAUGUCCAAAAGAUCAGUAAACUUUGCCAUGUUGAUCAACUCUUUUUUUCUGUUAUUCCUGUCUAACUUCCAAAAAAAAUGUUAUAAUAUUAAUAGUAAAAAAUAUACUAUCAAUUCUGUCUUAAUUUGAUUUUAGUAGUGAAGUUAUUGAAUUAUUAAAAACAUUUUGGCAGCCACAGUUUAACACUAAAGUUUAACAAAAAAUUUCAUGCUCAAACCAAAGUUUUUAUGUGAUUAACAAAAUUAAAUGAAAAAUUGUAAUAAACCAUAAGUAUUUCAGAUUUCUUUUGUUGCAUAGGAACUAUUUAGUUACAAAUGUUAUAUAUUAAAAUAAUAGGCUUCUUAUUGUUCUAAAUACUAAUAAAGCUUUUAUUAUAAGAAAUCUGUCAUCUUUUUUCCAAAUAAAAGCAACAAAAAAUCAGACCUGCUACAAAUGGUUUGUUAAAGGAUGUUGGCAAAAUGUAUUGUGGCUCAGGUUGGCUUUUAAAUAUGGACUUAAAGAAAACUGAUACAGUAUGAAAUAAAUA